Molecule: messenger RNA, 1662 nt
Organism: Clonostachys rhizophaga
Lineage: Eukaryota; Fungi; Ascomycota; Sordariomycetes; Hypocreales; Bionectriaceae
Source: the annotation of a GenBank genome assembly
AUGACCGCCGGAACAAAUGUUGAUGCCCUCGUGGUGGGCGCAGGUUUUGGGGGCAUCUACUCAACGUACCUGUUGUCCAAGAUGGGGUUGACUGUCAAAUGCAUAGAGAUGGCGGCCGACGUUGGCGGCACCUGGUAUUGGAACAGGUAUCCUGGCGCGAUGAGCGACACUGAGAGCUACCUUUACCGCUACUCUUGGGACAAGGAGGACUUGCAGACCUACCCUUGGACACACCACUAUGUCUAUCAGCCAGACAUUCUCAAGUAUCUUCAACACGUGGUGGCCAGACAUGACCUCAGAAAGUACAUGCAGUUCAACUGCGAAAUGAAGGCUGCCACCUGGGAAGAAGAUUCUCAGCGAUGGCGUAUCACAUGCUCCACGGGGGAGAUUAUUCUUGCCCGCUAUCUGAUCAACUCGCUUGGCCUGUUGUCUAAAGCCAAGUACCCCGACAUCAAGGGGUUGGAGACCUUCAAGGGCAAGCUCAUACAUACAUCAAACUGGGACGACUCUGUUAGCCUAGAGGGAAAGCGAAUUGGCGUCAUUGGCAACGGCUCAACCGGAGUGCAAGUUCUUACUGCCCUGGCGCCUGUGGCUGGCAAGCUCGUGUCAUUUCAGCGGAGCCCCCAAUAUUCCGUCCCAAGUGGACAAGGUCCUGUCACUGCCGAGUAUCGCGCCGACAUCAACGCCAGAUACGACGAGAUUUACAAGCACGUGUUCAACUCAAACGUUGGCUUUGGUGUCCCGGAAUCAACCAGAAAGACAAUGGAGGCCACACCCGCGGAGAGACGUGAUGCAUUCCAAAAGGUCUGGGACCAGGGCAAUGGCUUCCGCUUCAUGUUCAGCGCUUUCGGCGACCUGACGACUGAUAUUGAUGCCAACAAGGAGGCGUGCGAGUUCAUCAAAAGCAAGAUAGAUGAGAUUAUCAAAGACCGUCGCAAGGCUGCUGCAUUAAAGCCGACGGAGCUGUACGCAAGACGCCCGCUGUGCGAUUCUGGUUACUAUCAAAUCUUUAACCGGGACAAUGUCGAUAUUGUUGCUCUUCGAGAUAACCCAAUCAGUGAGAUUAUACCCGCAGGGAUCAAGUUGUCAGAUGGCACUGUUCAUGAGCUGGAUGUCCUCAUCUCUGCCACGGGCUUCGAGGCGAUUGAGGGCAGCUAUAUGCGAAUCUGCGUCAAGGGCCGCAAUGGAGAGACCAUGCAAGACCACUGGAAGAAUGGCCUCAAGGCGUACGGCGCAAUCGCUUGCUCUGGAUUUCCCAACAUGUUCAUCGUUGCUGGCCCACAGGGUGCCUUUGCCAACUUCCCGAUCGUGAUCGAGAGCGAGGUCCGUUUUAUCAUGGAGUGCAUCAAUUACGCGGAAAGCAACAGAUCCAUCAUUGGUAAUAGAUCGAAUGGUAACUCAACAGAUGGCCAUGCAGACGGAUUUGACAAGCCAGGCCCAACCAUUAUGGAGGUUACGCCAGAAGCCGAACAGGGUUGGUCGGACCACUGUGACAGUCUUGUUGUUGGGUCUGUAUUCACGACAUCCAAGAGCUGGAUUUUCUCUCAGAAUAUUGAGGGCCGCAAAGCAAACACAAAUUUCUUUUUUGGAGGCCUCAAUGCGUAUCUAGAUUGGGUCAAGAAGGAAACAUCAAAUGGUUUCCCUGGCUUCCGUAGAGAAUAG